UGCCCACCCGGCGUAGCCUCAAACCGUUCGAUAUACAACAUAAGCACGGUACUUCUAUUCCCAGCCGUUCAGUACGGAAAUCCUUAUUGCAAAUUUUCGUUAAUUUUUUAACGACAGGUUUCGGGAUUAUAACAUCUUACGUAGAGGGGUGUACCAGCUCUGCAGAUAUACUAACUUGCUAGUUAAUAGAAUUGUGGCGCCUUAAAUAUUUUGAAAAGCCCAAAUUUUCGUUUUGCGCGUCGUAUCCUUGCUAACGAAAAUGUCCGAAAGCCUAAAGAUUGUAGCAUUCCUUGGCAGCGUUCGACAAGGUCGGAUGUGUGAACGUGUGGCGAAGUUUGUUCGGAAGUGUCUCGAGGACCGCGGCCAUACCGUAACUGUUAUUGAUCCCUUAGAACUGGGUUUGGGCCAAGUUAUCCAGCCAAUGCAUUUCUACCGUAACCCGGCGGAAAUCCCGGCCAUCUUACCGCAGCUCAACGAACAAUUGAAAGAGGCCGACGCCUUUAUUGCCAUUGCUGGCGAGUAUAAUUCGCAGAUUUCGCCGGCACUGUGCAGCGUCAUGGACCAUUUCCCACCGGUGUCUUACGCUUUCCGCCCAAGUGCCAUCGUUACCUAUUCUAUGGGAAACUAUGGUGGAAUUCGUGCAGCUAUGCUUUUGCGCCAGUUUCUAUCGGAACUGACCACUGUCCAUAUGCCAAAUAUGUUAGUGAUCUCGAAAGUCCACGAAUCUCUGAACGAUGCUGGAGAAUGUGCCGGUGAGGAUGCCACUUCGCGUUUACCGAAAGCCGCCGACAGUAUGAUCAAUCAGCUGGAAUGGUAUGCUCGAGCACUGAAAAAAGAGCGCGAGGUGGGCUUACCGAAGCAGUAAUCGUCACCGCUAGAUGUAUGGAUAUGUGGAAACGAUACUUUCUGGUACUGUAUUGUUGGAAUAUGGACCGGCGGCGAGUUCGAAACCCCCUGUUUUCACAGCAAAUGACCCCUAAGAAACCUAACCCCGCGCUUUAACUAGAGUAGUCGAUUUUGUUUUGGGUAUUGAUCCAAACUAUUUUUCUAAAUAUCGUGAUGUUCAUCACCUUCACUCGAACAUUGCUUAUCAACUUCACUCGAACAUUGCCCACUAAUUAACGAUAAAAAGCGCGACACACAGACACGCGACAUAUUAAUAGAUUUCAAAUUUCAAUACUACUUAUGCAAUAUCCAUGCAUAUGAUCUUUCAAUGAUCGGUUUUCAUUGUUUUGAAAUAAAGAAUCCACUGCGAGUG
Molecule: messenger RNA, 1258 nt
Organism: Paramacrobiotus metropolitanus
Lineage: Eukaryota; Metazoa; Tardigrada; Eutardigrada; Parachela; Macrobiotidae
Exons: 5
Coding region: 260-865 (201 amino acids)
Cellular component (GO): cytosol
Molecular function (GO): FMN binding; oxidoreductase activity
Source: RefSeq, a predicted model, not a curated record